Molecule: messenger RNA, 2030 nt
Organism: Ricinus communis (castor bean)
Lineage: Eukaryota; Viridiplantae; Streptophyta; Magnoliopsida; Malpighiales; Euphorbiaceae
Exons: 1
Coding region: 1-1833 (610 amino acids)
Molecular function (GO): calmodulin binding
Source: RefSeq, a predicted model, not a curated record
AUGAUAGCGGAGAAAUUGGAUGUGAUCCCAGAGAGUGAUGGUGCAUCAAUGAUUCCUGAGAGCAAUUCUAUACCUGUUAUCCAGGAGAGGAUCUCACUGAUCACGGAGACUGAUUCUGCUUCCGAGUUGGUCUCAGGGAGCUCUGAGUCCAAACAUGGGCAUGUAAGAAGGUACUCUGCUACUAUUUCACUGAUCCCAGAGACAGAUUCUGAUUCUUCCUCUUUGGUUCCUGAGAGUGAUUCUGCCAAGGUGGUCUCAGGAAGUUGUGUGUCCAAACAUGGUCAUGUAAGAAGGUUCUCUACUGGGAACAUUGGCAUCCCAUACAAAAGUGUUAAGAUUCUUUCCCGUUAUCUUGCAGCUUCAACAGGUUCUUGCCAUGAUAAUUGUAAAUAUGGAACAAGACAGGAUCCUGAAACAAAGACACCAAAUAGUCCCGUAAUGGGGAAAAGAAUGGAAAAGCAAGGUAAAAGCCAGGAAAUUGGGAAGACUCUAACUUUAGCAGAGAGAAAAAUGAAACUAGCAGUCAGUUUUACGCCUUCUUCAGGGUCCAAAUGCCAGAAACCUGAUUUUUCUGUUCUCACUAAGACGUCAUCUCUGUGUAAGAGAGAGACUGUCUUGUUAAAACAGCAUUCAUUGCCUCUCAAGGAAGUAGUUCCAAAGCCAAAGUCUAUGCUGUCAAAGUCGUCUACUCUGCCAAUUAAACAGCAUUCAUGCAGUAAAGAAGACGGUGUUGGACUCUAUAAAGACAACGAAAUGGGACUUUCUUUGUUGAAUCCACCUAGAUCAUUAAGUAGCCGAGAGCAAAAUAAACUCAGAAGCAUUAAAGAAAAGAAGACCUCUAUGUUGGAUGAGAGAAAGGAUGUGGCUCGAGCAACUGUUUCUUCGUCUGCCAUGCGUACAGUUAAGAAGGUUUUGAGACGACCAAUUGUUUCUCUUUCUCCCAAACGUUCUGACAAGAGAGUUUCAAGUGUGGAUACUGAAGAAUUCAAGAGCCUGAAAGGGGUUUCUCGUCUGAAGGAUCUCAGUGAUGUUGGGGAAGCUAAAUCUGAGCAGCCCAGCAGUGAUGAUGGGCCAGAGAAGACUUCGCAUGUAAUUGAAAUAAGUGAUAUUUCUAUUUUUCCAUCUACCGUCCAUAAGGAUAAAAGCUUGAAACAUGCUCAAGUAUCUUCAUCCUUGGAGCACAAGCUUUUGAGACGCACUAAAUUUGGAAUCCGUGACAGUCAAUCACCUUCAUCCCCUGAGAAAAACAGCUUGAGACGCAUUAAACAGGGAACUCGUGCUAUUCGGUCAUCCAUUUCUUCUUUAGCAUCACCCAAUUAUAGGCAGAGUGGUAGCUUCUCUGAGUACCAUGAAACUGACAAUGAAAAAGAUUCAGCGACUGCAAAGAUUGAUUUAAAGAGUAGCCCUAGAAAGGGUGUAGUAGUUAGUUCAAAAGAUAAAGGUUCCCUAGUAAGAAAGCUAAGUUUUAGGAAAGGGAAGGUGCUUGAGCUCUGCCCUGUGAUUACAUCUCCAAAAAGACUCAAAUUUAGGCGAAGACACAAGGACAGCCAAAUUAGUAAAGUUGAGAAGAUAGACAGGAACUUUAAGAAUACAGGGACCCACGUGGACGAUGGUGAAAUUAGUGUUACAAAAUCUGAAGGUAAGAAGGUUGUUUUAAAACAUCAAAAAAUUGAAGGAAAGAAAGUUGUGAAGAAUUUACUGAAUAACAUGAUAGAGGAGACGGCAAAUAAGCUUGCUGAGACCAAGAAGAGUAAGGUCAAGGCUCUGGUCGGUGCUUUUGAAACAGUGAUCUCUCUUCAGGAUUCCAAACCAUUACCAACAGCUGAUGCAUGACGAGUUUCAAAGGGCGCUAUUUUAUAUCAUUAAGAUAUAUUUGCUGUAUAUAAUAACCUUAUGGAGGAAGCAAACUUGCAAACUUUUGCAACGGCUAAUUAAUAAUUCGUUGAGAUCAGGAAAAUCCUCAGAACAAUGAAAGAGAUUUCAUUGUCUGUCUCUCUUCUCUAAGAACAUUUUCUGUUUUCAUUUUCACA